This is a messenger RNA of Photinus pyralis (common eastern firefly), 720 nucleotides long. RefSeq lists its product as uncharacterized. The transcript is spliced from 4 exons. Bases 141 to 710 code for a protein of 189 amino acids. NCBI's taxonomy places the organism in Eukaryota, Metazoa, Arthropoda, Insecta, Coleoptera, Lampyridae. Gene Ontology annotation, biological process: sensory perception of taste. The record is from RefSeq and is a predicted model, not a curated record. Gene Ontology annotation, cellular component: membrane.
AUUUAAAAUGGGAGAAACUUUCCAAAGGCUUUAAAUUCUAUUUAAUUGCGUGUAUCGUCUUGACAAUUGCGACGGUAUUUUCGUUUGAAAUCGGUAACGAAUUUGAACACCUUAAAAGUAAGAUAUUCUUUGUUUGUCGGAUGGUACUCCGUGUCAUAUUAAACCUCGAUUAUAUUUUUGUUUUGCUGUACAUGAAACGUACAACACAAUAUUUGGCGCAGAUUGAGUAUGGCGUUACUACGGAUGUUGCAUCUGCGAUAUGGAAAUAUAACAAUUUGCACAUGACAUUAAUGGAAGACGUCGAGUGCUUUAGGAAAAUAAUCACUUUUAUGAUCUAUGUGGUUUUAGUGAGGAUAUGGUCCUCUGUAUAUAGUGUGAUUUAUUAUUGGAUGACGAACGAGGACACAACCAUAAUUUCUGUAUUCCUAGCGACUGUUGUAUGGCAUGAUAUCUUCAAAUUUGUUGUAGGUUUAAACUGCUGCGAAGAGGCCUUUGAACAGGAAAAUCGCAUCAAGAUUAAAAUCUACGAAAUACUUCACACAGAGUGCAGUCAAGAAGUGCGAGAACAGCUUAAAAUGUUAUCCGUUCACAUACUACUAACGAAUAUACAAUUUCCGGGACAUGGAUUCAAACUCACGAUGGCUUUACUGUACAAGGGCCUAGGUAUCAUAAUGAUAUAUUUAAUUAUCUUAAUGCAGUUUAAAUCCUAAUCUAACUAAG